Schistosoma turkestanicum is the source of this 1252-nucleotide messenger RNA. The record is from the annotation of a GenBank genome assembly. Lineage: Eukaryota; Metazoa; Platyhelminthes; Trematoda; Strigeidida; Schistosomatidae.
GUUACGACGUACGCGUUACGACAUGCACUGGUUGUUGGUACUCGAUGCAAAGUAAAUCCAGAUGCUUCAGAAUUGGCUUCAUCUCAUUAUAUCUGGUCGUGCAUAACACCCGAUAGUUGUUUUUGUGCAUGUUCCGUGUUCCGAAAUUUGUGUUUAGUUAUCAGUAAGGAUAUUUUUAUUCCAUAUGCAUGAACACUUGUGUCCUUUCAGUUCACUUCGCCAGCUUCCUGUUAUAGCAAUCUGUGGGGCCACCGGGACUGGCAAAUCAAAAUUAGCAAUAUGUCUCGCUAAUGUUUUUGGAGGUGAAGUUAUAAAUUUCGAUGCCCUUCAAUUGUAUAGUGGCAUAGAUAUCGCAACAAACAAAAUAUCACGUGAUGAGUGCUUAGGUAUCCCACACCAUCUUAUAGGAAUCUAUCCUCCGGAAUGCGGACACAAAUAUGAUGUUCAUUCAUAUCGAGACAUUUGUUUACCAUUGAUUGAUAAUAUAAGAAAUAUCAAGAAAAAGUUACCUAUUCUUGUUGGUGGAACUCAUUAUUAUUUGGAAGCCAUUUUAUGGCAAGACUUUUUAGCUUCAAAACAUACUAAUUUGGAUGCAACAGAUGAACUUGAUAGUGCAAUAUCUUUUGUGGAUUCAUCAGAAUGUUAUGAUCUCUUACGUACUCUAAAACCAAAUGUAGCUGCACAGUUACAUCCAAAUAAUGUUCGUAAAGUAAAAAGAGCACUUCUCGAUGCUUUGAAAACAUCUAUUCAGACUGAAACACAAAAUGAAUCAAAUGAGAAUAUAGAAAAUACAGAUUUAGAAAAACAAGUUUUAAAUCGAUCUAUUAAACCUCGAUAUCCUGGAGAUUCACUCAUAUUAUGGUUGGAUUGUGCUUCUGAUGUUUUGAAUACUCAAUUAAAUAAGCGAGUGGAUAAAAUGUUGGAUUCCGGGUUGGUUGAUGAGUUGGACACUUUUCUUAAUAAAGUGAAUGUUUCGCCGCCUGUAUUCAAUGAGAUGGAAACAUUUGAUGCAAAUGAAAAUGUCAAACAAACUCGAGUGGAAAAAUUAAAGAAUUUGUUUUCUGUAGAGUUGGAAACUGUGUCAGAUCCUAUGACCCGUCGUGGUCUACUUCAAAGUAUUGGAUUCAAAGAAUUUUCUGACUAUUUAGCCUUAUUACCAGAAGAACGUGAUACAGUGGAGGCAAGUAUUCUUCUGAAACGAGCAGUAAACAAUGUUAAGACAGCAACUCGACAGUAUGCACGUCGUCAGGUG